Molecule: messenger RNA, 6854 nt
Organism: Cyprinodon variegatus (sheepshead minnow)
Lineage: Eukaryota; Metazoa; Chordata; Actinopteri; Cyprinodontiformes; Cyprinodontidae
Gene: ntrk3
Product: neurotrophic tyrosine kinase, receptor, type 3
Exons: 16
Coding region: 454-2886 (810 amino acids)
Biological process (GO): positive regulation of kinase activity; multicellular organism development; cell surface receptor protein tyrosine kinase signaling pathway
Cellular component (GO): plasma membrane; signaling receptor complex; axon
Molecular function (GO): neurotrophin receptor activity; transmembrane receptor protein tyrosine kinase activity; ATP binding
Source: RefSeq, a predicted model, not a curated record
CCUGGUCCUGCUCAGGGAGAGAAGCGACGACAGGCAUCGGCAGCGCCGCAUUACGCUGGAACACAAUGAAUCUCAGGCUGCCUAAACCACUGGAAGCUUUUUCUAUUGCGUUUUUCUUUCUUUGACUCGCGUUUCUCACCUAUAUUUUUGUUUUAUUUGUUUUUGUUGCAUCUUUCUCCCCCUCCUCCCUUUUUUUUUCUCCCACCCAGCAGCCUCUGACGCGCAAGGACACUACAGCAUCCAUCCACGGCAGGAACGCUCACACAGAGCAUCCUCUGUACAGGCGCACCAGCCGUCCUCCCUCCUUCCUUUCCACCUUCCUUCUUCCCACUCUCCUCCUCUCCUCUCUUUUUUUUAGGGGGCUCUUUUUUCUGCUGGAAUCCAAAGGACAUCGGGAACCCUGCUAUUUACCCCCCUCCACCCACACGCACACCCACUUUUUGCCCCGGAGACAUGGAUCUAUGGUUUCAUUCGAUCCGGAUUUGCUGGUGGAGGGUUUUGUUUCUGAUGAGUGUUUUCCAGGACUAUCUAAGCUCCAUGCUGGACUGCCCGCCGACCUGCAGCUGCUCUCAAACGGAGAUCUUUUGCAAUAAGUCCGACAAUGGCAGGUUUUUCCCGUUGCUCGCCCUGCAAGACACUGGGAGCAAUGGGACCAGCGUGGAUAUUGCGGACUUAUUCAAAAACAUCACCUCCAUACACAUAGAGAACUGGACGGGAUUGCAAACUCUGAGAGACGUCGAUAUGGAGCUCUACACCGGACUACAGAGACUGACCAUCAUGAAUUGUAAUCUGAGGGUGAUCCAGCCUCGAGCGUUUGCUCAGAACCCACAUCUACGCUACAUAAACCUGUCGAAGAAUCCUCUAACCACCUUAUCAUGGCAGCUCUUCCAGCACCUCCAACUCUCUGAGCUACAUCUUGAGGGAGUUGUGUUUGAUUGCGGGUGCAGCAUCCGCUGGAUCCAGCUGUGGCAGCAAAGGGGAGAGGCAGGCCUUCACACUCAGCAGCUGUAUUGCAGAAAUGGAGCAUCUAAGAUGCGGCUGCACAACAUGUACAUCACCAACUGUGACUUACCAGAGAUCAGCGUGAGCCACAGCAGCGUGUUGGUGACAGAGGGUGAAAAUGUGACGGUGAGCUGCAACGGAUCCGGAUCCCCGCUGCCUGAAGUAGACUGGACUGUCGCUGGCCUGCAUUCCAUCAACACCCACCUGUCAAACGUUUACUGGCCGAACAUCCACUCUAUCAACCUGACCCUUUUUAACAUCAGCCGAGACGACAACAACUUCCAGCUGACCUGCAUCGCAGAGAACUUGGUUGGGAUGACCAACUCGUCAAUCCAGCUUAAUGUUCAGUUUCCACCAAUAAUUUUGAGGUUGGCUGAGCCUGAACAACGCCUUGACACCUGCAUCGAGUUCACAGUUCGUGGGUACCCACACCCCAAACUGCGUUGGUUCUAUAAACAAAAGGAGAUCCAGCAGAAUGAAUAUAUCAAAACGGACAUGGACUUCUACCAGGACUACUUGGAGGGAUGUCUGACUUUUCAAAACCCAACCCACAUAAAUAAUGGCAACUACACUUUGGAGGCCAGCAACCCUUUGGGAACAGUCACCAAGACAGUAUAUGGUCACUUCCUCACGCCCCCCGAGGAUAUGGAUGAGAAUCCUGAGGGUGAUACAGGCCAACCAGAAGAAGAUACAUUCGGGGUUACCAUCGCUGUGGGUUUAGCAGGCUUCGCUUGCGUCCUCCUCCUCGUCCUUUUUGUUCUCAUCAACAAGUAUGGCAGACGCUCCAAAUUCGGUAUGAAAGGUCCUGUAGCUGUGAUCAGUGGUGAGGAAGACUCUGCCAGCCCUCUGCAUCAUGUCAAUCACGGGAUAAUUACCCCUUGUACUCUGGAUGCAGGACCUGAUGCAGUCGUGAUAGGAAUGACUCGCAUACCAGUGGUAGAAAAUCCACAAUACUUUAGGCAUGGGCACAACUGCAACAAGCCAACAACUCUUGUGCAGCAUAUAAAGCGGAGAGACAUCAUCCUGAAGAGGGAGUUGGGUGAAGGGGCGUUCGGAAAAGUCUUCUUGGCAGAGUGUUACAACCUCAGCCCCACCAAGGACAAGAUGCUGGUGGCUGUCAAGACACUGAAAGAUCCCAACCUGUCAGCAAGGAAGGACUUCCAGAGGGAAGCAGAGCUCCUGACCAACCUGCAGCAUGACCACAUUGUUAAGUUCUACGGAGUCUGUGUGGAUGGAGAUCCGCUCAUCAUGGUGUUCGAAUACAUGAAGCAUGGAGACCUGAACAAAUUCCUAAGAGCCCACGGCCCUGAUGCCAUGAUAUUGGUCGACGGCCAGCCGCUGCAGUCCAAUGGAGAACUAGGCCUUUCCCAGAUGCUGCACAUCGCUACUCAGAUCGCCUCAGGCAUGGUCUACUUGGCCUCCCAGCACUUUGUGCACAGAGAUCUGGCAACUCGCAACUGUCUGGUUGGAAACGGCCUCCUGGUCAAGAUCGGAGACUUCGGCAUGUCCAGGGAUAUCUACAGCAGUGACUACUACAGGGUUGGAGGACACACCAUGCUACCCAUUCGCUGGAUGCCCCCAGAGAGCAUCAUGUACAGGAAGUUUUCCACAGAAAGUGAUGUGUGGAGUUUUGGGGUCAUCCUUUGGGAGAUCUUCACCUAUGGGAAGCAGCCUUGGUUUCAACUGGGUAACAAUGAGGUUAUUGAGUGCAUAACCCAGGGUCGGGUGCUGGAGAGGCCACGGAUUUGUCCCAAGGAGGUGUACGACAUCAUGCUAGGCUGCUGGCAGAGGGAACCACAGCAGCGACUAAACAUUAAGGACAUUCAGAAGGUCCUGUUUGCCAUGGGAAAAGCCACCCCAGUCUACCUAGACAUCCUGGGCUAGCAGCAGCCCCCCCGGGUGGCCCAUUCCCCAAGAGACAGAAAGAUCGACAGAGACAAAAUGAGACAGAGCGCCCCAGACGAAUCCAGGAUUAACCAAACCAACCUGAUCCACUGUCGAAAAACACCUGCUUUGUUUGGGAGGGACUUAAGUGCCUGCAACACUUUUGGAUAUAGUGGAUAAAACAUAUAAAAAAAAAUAAAAACAUGCACUUUUACAUUUUGUUUACCUGCAUAUAAGAUGUACAUGUUUGAAGAAGACUUUUUUCCCUUGAAAAAAACUGCAAAAAUUCACAAACACGGAAAAAAAGCAGACUUGGCUUAAAAUGGGAUAAUGGCUACAGCUUGGUACAAAGGAGAGAAUACAUCAGAGUUUAAAAUUUAUCUGGGUUUGGUUUAUGAAUAUAUAUAGAAAUAUUACAUAUAUUUUAUAUUUAUUUCUUUUUCAAGGUUUGUCAAGGUGGUAAAGCAUCUGCCGUUUUUGUUGCUAAGGGCUUUGCCCUGUCUGAAGUUGCCACCAACAUACUGGCAGGGACUUGUGAUGAGGAAGCCUUACAUGCUCUCUGAUUGGCUGGCUCUGAGCUUUCAAAGGGAACUGUGGAUAACACUGGAUGGUUGAUGAAAAUCUGUGCUCUGUGAAGGACCUAUCCAAUCAGACAAUUGACAAAUCUAUUUUAAUUUAAAAAAUAAUGUACAUAUUGUAAAAUUCUAUGUGUCAGAAUUAUGUUAACUUAUUUUUCCGAUGUUACUUUGGUUUCUUUCCUGACUGUGAUCUGGGUGACUAAUGUAUUAAGCUAUGGUCUUUGUUUUCAUCCUGAUUCAGUGGAGAUUUCUCCUUGGAAUUUACCCACGUUGGUGCUGGUUAAGUUGUUGAAUAUGGUAAAAGUGAAUGAUAGUGGAUCUAAUUUAAACGACCCACUAAAAAUGUAUCACAGACUGUGGAGAGUGUAGGAUGACUCAGAGCCAUGGUUCAACCUACUGGAGGUGCUGAAGCCUCGCUUUGACUUUCCACUUCAUUAGCUUUUUAUAGCAAGAAUAAUGAGUUGAUAAGUAAUCUGUCACGCCACACCCCUAAAUCACAAACACACGCUCUGUCAUUUUCAAGCUUUUUGGUGUGAAACUGCUAAAGCAAACAUUUUUGUAGCUCUAAGCAUAUUCAUCAUUUGCUAUCACUGCGGCUGUAUUGCCUCUUUAAGGGAGCAGUUUGAUGUUUCGUGAAAUAUGACUAUUUGCUUUCUUACUGUGAGGUCCUUAACAAUGCACUUUUGAACUAUAUCUGGAGCUCAGUCGUUAGCUCAGCAUAAAAUCCUAAACAGGAAACCCAGUCAAAUUAUUUGGUGCUUUGAAUCUCUAAUUUUAAGGAUUCAAAAGUCGCCCAAAACGCUGACUUGGAAACCUGGAAUUGCUCUACCAACCUGCCGGUCAGAAUCCAUGAUGAUAAAUAUGAAACACUGCAUAGUAGUACUAAUAACCGUUAUUGCUUUAUUUUGUCGUUCUAAUUGUUUGUCUCACAUGAAGCCGAUUCUAGAAAGUGCUCUACAUUUGAUGGCGACUGCACAGCUGCAAUUGUUGGAUGCAUAAAAAGUUAAUAAAUAAAUUAUUGACUUGGCUUUAAUCGUUCUGAUGUCCUCACAGUAUGAUGACCAGAAGCAACAAUACAAUGUUCUCACAGUAUUAAAACAAAACAAGAUGAUUAAAAGGGAUUUUAUCAGAAACAGAAAAGCAACAAUAAUUCCUUGCUACUAUUUCAAUACAACUAAUAGUAUUAAUUUUUAUUUUGGAGAAAUAGAGACUGAAAGACUAUCAGUGAGUUUCAAUAUUUAAAAUAAAAGUAGACCUUUUUGUGUGUUUAUAGAAAUUAGAUGCCAAUCACUUUUUUCAGUUAAAGAUAGUUUAGGAAUAUUUAAGGAAUAUUAUUCAUAGUUAAUCUGCAAAAUCAGCGUCACCAUUUGGUUAACUUAAAAGAUUUUAAUUUCUUCAUUACAUUUCAUCUUACAGAUAUAGUAAAACUAGAAUUUUAAAAUGUGCAACAUACAAAUUUUUUGUAUUUUAUAGAAGAUCUCAUUUUUUUUCCAGAAAAACACUGGGAACUGCUUUCACAAACACAGUUUCAGUUCAAACAGCACACUCUCCUCUAAAGGAUGAGGAUUGGUCACUACAGAGCAGAGAGGUAAAGUCACUGAUUACUGCUAGCCAAAAUUUGAAUCCAUCAUUAACUUCUUUCAGCAUAGAACUGAAAGGACUUUAUACAAAAGGGAAAUUAUGAUAAUAACUUUCAUAGUUUUGAGGUGGUAACAUUUAAAAAUCUUGGUAAACCUGCCAAUACCUUCCAUUUACUUGAACUACUAAUAUUGCAUAGGCAGGCUGCUGAGUGCAACAAUUUCCACUGCUUUUUGUUACUGUUGUUUGUCUUUUUUUAAAACAUUUUUUUUACAGUAAUUUGGAGUAUGUCAUCAUUCCCAGCCUUCCUUGAGUCCUCUGAAAAUGUAAUUUUUGUUAGAAAAGGGAAUGAAUAAAAAAAAAAUACAGAUUUUAUUUGUGAAUAAUUACAAUUGCAGAUAAGCUAAUGUUAGCCAAAUCUAACCAGCAUCACUUUUGUUACUUGCUAUAUUCAACUAUUCUAAGAUUUUAAUUUACCCUUAUAUGGUUUUAUGAGUUUAAGGAUGCUUGGAUUGCUUUUAGACUUUGUGCUAUGCUAAUUCUCCCUUAUUCAGUCUGCCAUUUGACCGUAUACUUACAACUGUGCUGUUCCUUUCGUAUUUACCUAAGCAGGAAAGCAAAUACGCAUAAUACCUUAAAACUACAGCCUUUAAAUGAUGCUGGUUAACACCAUCAAGGUUUUGUGACAUUACUGACCAAAAGAAAUGUUUUUUAUGAUACAGCUCUUUUUCAGCUGUUCAUGUGUAGUAAUUAUUUACCUCUACCAUUAUUAUAGAAGCCACUUCUGUUAAGACUCCCACAUAAUGAAACAUACUAAAUGUAAGUGUGUGUCCCUCCUAGCUUUAGUCAGCUCCACUUUGGCUUUCUGUCAUGGCGCCCCUACUCUAACAUUGGCUUUAGAAAACGGGCGCAGUAUAAAAACAUCUGCGGACAGACUAUACAUGGCCAACAGUAUACACACAGUAUACACCUGACUCUGGGGGAGAGUUUGCUAUUACAGAAGUACGUAGAUACCUCAGUAUCAAUUUAUGAUGGAUCAGUUAAUAACUUUUAUCCCAGCCAUUUCUAAUAUUUACAGUCUUAAAUGGACCUGUAUGUUUUUGAAAGUGGAAGCCGGCAAAAAAAAAAAAAAUCCCACCCACUACAACAAAAUCCAAAUAUGAGUUCUGAAGGUUCAGUUUAUUGAAAAGAAAAACUGCCUAUUUCAAAGUUUGUUCUCCAGUCCUGGAGAUUUAAAAGUGAAUGAUAAACCUCAGGCAACUGUUUUAUUUCAUGUUGUGUCUGAAUAUAUAGCAGUUCUACGUGGUUCUCUUUUCACAUAUUUCUUUUUAUCUUGACAUGACUUCUCACAGUAUCACUGUGUUGUCUCUGUUCCCCUUGGGACUGUGUAAAGCAUUCAGUUAUUUCAUGUGCUUUUAUAUUACAAGCGGGAUCAAAUCAAUUUGAGUUACCCAAAGUAUUGAGUUUUUGUGUAUUCUCUUGUGGUAAAGAUAAAUGCUUAAAGACAUUAUGACAGACCGUGAGCAUUUGCAGGGUAUUGUAAUCCUUUCAUGGUGAGUUUAUUGUUUAAUACGUUUUUCUUUUUUUUUUUUCCUUUUUUCUUGGAUGAACUAACUGAACACUUUUUGAAGAAAAGUUGGCAUAUUACCAUGUAAAGAUGUUACAGAAUAUAAAAAUGUGGUAUAACAACUGCAGUAUAUAAAAUACUGAUAUUCCAUGAUAGAUCUUUGUAUUAAUGUGACUCUCUUAAGAAAAUGUCUUCAAACAAUCAGACGAUCUCCUUUUCCAUUUUGUCCUGUCUUAUAAAGAUAU